Molecule: messenger RNA, 3423 nt
Organism: Mya arenaria
Lineage: Eukaryota; Metazoa; Mollusca; Bivalvia; Myida; Myidae
Product: di-N-acetylchitobiase-like
Exons: 7
Coding region: 927-2240 (437 amino acids)
Biological process (GO): carbohydrate metabolic process; chitin catabolic process
Cellular component (GO): extracellular region
Molecular function (GO): chitin binding; chitinase activity
Source: RefSeq, a predicted model, not a curated record
GAUAGCUGCAUGUUCUUGUUCUCUCUGAAAUCAGGUCAUUCUUAAGUGAUAGCGUAUCUGUAAUAAAUUAGCAUGAUGCGGGAUAAAUACAACUGGAUGAAGUAUUGAUGUUUAAAAUUGAUCUGUACUUUAUGAAAACUGCCUUUACAUUCAGAAGUGCACGUUUGAAAGAGCUGUGGAUUAUAUACACGUGCAGAUGGGAAAAUAAGUGUGAAGAAAUAACAGGGAAUAAACAAUUACUAUCUCGCAGUAAAGAUAAUAGAUGAAAAAAAGGAGUCAAUUUUAGUUUUCUUAAACGAUGUUUGGUCGUUGGUAUUAGAUUUCAGCGAGUUCUGGUGUGUUUUGGAUGAGCAGGAAAAAAAAAAAACAUUUGAGAAUAAGAAGGAUUUGUUUCAAAUCAUAAGGGUGAAAUUAUAUGUAAUUUGAAUCCGUGAUGUGGAUGUAAUAUGGUCUUAAAUACUUGCAUUGCAUACAAAGGCGCAAUAUUCGUUAUAUAAUUUAAACUUGCAUCAAGCGGACAGGUACUGAUGAAAUAUCAUGCCUUAUAUUAACCAGCGGGUUUAUUGUACUGAGGAUACGCGUACGUGAGCCAGUUCAUACAACGCGCAAACAAAAUAAACAAACGAGGUGACUAAGAUAUAAAGAUUCAAGUGACAUACAUCAUCGCAACCUGCAGAGGAAAAUAUAUGUUACUACGGCACUAAAUGUAUAAAAUGUAAUACUUGCACAAUAAAUUAUAUUCAGAAUAAAGAAGUUUAUGGAAAAAACCUCGAUAGAGUUAUUUACGUAAUUAAGGUCCAGAUACUAGGUAUAAAAUCGUAUUCAUUACGAAAAAGUAUAACCACGGAUUUCGUGCUGGCAAAUGCAGGUGGUGACAGAAUUGUAUAUACAAUACGGACGCGAUGAAAUAACUGAUUAGAAAUACCAUGCCGGAAAAGGACAUUGAGGCUGAGAAGCCCCUGCAAAAGGGCGCCCGCGAGCCGCGGGGACGGCGGUGCAAUAUGGGUGGUGUGGAUUUCCGGUGGGUGGCGGCGUGCGUCUCUCUGACCCUGAUUGGCGUUGCUAUAGGCUAUUGGGUGGUCAAGCCUAUAGGGGCGGGAGUACCGCCCAUUUGUCAUUGUGAGAAUCUACGCUUCUGUGAGCGGGUUACGGAUACAACGAGAAAAGAGGUGUUCAUGUUUUCAUUGCGGGCGACUGCGACAGACUGGCAGCACUAUGAUUGGACCAAAGUGACCACGGUUGUAAUGGUUGGGUAUCUAGACAUGGGGCUUGUCUGUCUCGCCCAUGAACAUGGUGCUCGGGCUGUAAUCAUUGGCGACGUGUCGGCGGACGUGUUUGUGAGUCCGGACAAGCGGAAGUCAUGGAUCGCCAAGCAGCUCGAUGUCGUGGACCGCCACUUCCUGGACGGCCUUAAUUUCGACUUCGAGAGCCCCAUUCUUCCGAGCCAGUUUGACCUGAGGGACGGAUAUACCGCCCUCGUGCGGGAGACGCGCGCGGCCCUCGUGGAGAAGUUCCCAUUUGCCAUGGUUUCCGUGGACGUGGCAUGGGGCGCCCAGGGCGUUGAUGAGAGAAACUAUGACUACCAGGGGCUGGCGGCGGCGGCCGACUUCCUGUUCGUUAUGGCAUACGACAUGCAGAGUCAGAUCCGGGGGUCCUGUGUCGCCGGGCCAAACAGUCCCUUCCCAAGUGUCAUGGAAGGUAGGGAGAUAUCUACGAGGAAAAAGGAUAUAACAGGUGUACAAAGCUAUCUGAAUGCCAGUAUCUCCCCCGACAGGCUGGUUCUGGGUCUACCCUGGUACGGCUACAACUACUCUUGCAUCGCCUUGUCCACGGAAAACGUGUGUUCCAUCCGCGCCAUCCCAUUCCGGGGCGUGUAUUGUAGCGACGCGGCCGGUAAUGAGAUCAACUUCAAUAUCGUUUCCAGUCUGCUCGAGUCUUCCACUUCCGGACGACUCUGGGACGAAGAGUCACAGACGCCAUACUUUAACUAUGAGAUGCACGGCGAGUCUCUGCAGGUCCGAUAUGAUGACCCAAAGAGCCUCACAGUGAAAUAUCAGUACGCGCUAGACGCGGGGCUGCGGGGUGUUGGGGUGUGGAACACGGAGGCACUGGCGUACAGCUCCCAAGCGCCGCGCGACAUCUGGGACGUCCACGAAAUGUGGGCCGCGCUGCCUGACUUCCACGAGAAUCAGCCUCACAACCACCGGAAACAAUCGACGCGGCACGUAGGGCGUGAUUAGACACAAGUGGUGGACAUACGAACGGAAAGUAGAACCGGGACUGACUGUAAUCGUAGAUUGGUGACUCAUUAAUUGAACAUGGUGACAAUGAUCGUGGAUUAUUUGGUGCUGCUCCCGAUAUCAGGGGAGAUUGCGGGUACAUUCGGAGCUCCUCGGCCAUUUUUAUCGAAAAAACCCUCGGAUGUAUCUGGACGGUUAACAUACUCAGAAAGCGGUACGUUUAAGUCCGCUGCAAGUAGAUCGCGUAGUAAUUUUAUUUAGAAGUUAAACUUCAUGACUCAACUCUUGGGACUCUUAAUUAUGUUUGAAAUGAUACACUUCACUGGCAAUGAAUGUAAACCUAGAUCAAUAUAUACAACUCUAAAGCUCUACAUUCAAUUAAUGAUAUAAUUCAAAAAUACGAACUACUUCAACUGAUGUACCGGCAUACAUCCGAGGUUGUGUUAGAUAAAAAUGACCGAGGAGCUCCGAAUGUUGUUGAUACUGAUGAAACAAUGGGUCGUGGCAUUGGCUUUUACCAUAUUCUGGAAUAAUAGUACACUUACGGUGAUAUACAGGCGACAUGUUGGAUCUAGGACUUAAUUAUCUCGUGGCCACGAAAUACUAAUAAUAUAUGUCAUGUUUUUCCGAUCCGUUGCCAUGUAACGAGGCUUGAGUGAUUAAGUCGUUGCCACAAGAUAAGGACGACGUUAUUUUGACGUAGCCAUGAAAUACCAUAUGUUACCUCUAUGCUACUGUAUUCUACAUUUGUCAUGGUAACAUAUUUGAAUAUUUUGUUCGAAACUAUUAGUAUGACACCAAUAUACUUACAUUCCAACACGCUGUUAGUGUAACAUUCAUGGAAAUUUGUCAUUUGGAUGAAUAAGCUCGAGUGCUGACACUAGUGCUUUGCAUCAACUUUUUAACAAGCCCUGCUGUAUAAAAUCAAGAAUAUAAGCAAGCCUCUAAGCAUUUGACCAGUGCAGGGCUUGUGACUUGUGGGUUGUGCUAAUUUUGACCACUGAACUGUGCAUUUUAUGUAUUUAUUCUACGUGUUACGGUGCUAUUCAUUUGGAAUAUACCAAUUGAAAGAUUAAUAUAAAAGCGGUGGUAUUCAUUCCGCAAAAUUCAUUAAGAUUUGUAACAAUAUAUAUGCAUUAUAAUUAACGUAUCUAUUUAUAUGUAUAAAUUGCUCAAGACAGAA